Messenger RNA from Cuscuta epithymum, 3108 nucleotides. Lineage: Eukaryota; Viridiplantae; Streptophyta; Magnoliopsida; Solanales; Convolvulaceae. The record is from the annotation of a GenBank genome assembly.
UUGUGUUGUCUAUCAAGCUUAACAAAUACUACCUUCGUCCCAACUCCCAAUAAAUUCUUCCAAGUUUGACUUGGCUCGCAAAUUUAGGAAGUGAUAAUAAAAUGAAAAUUUAUGAUUGUAGUUGUGUAAGAAAAAAAUUAAUAAAUGUGAGCCACACAAUUUUUCCAAAAAGGUAAGUUGGAAUAAUUUUAUGGGACGGCCCAAACGGGAAAGUUGGAAGAAUUUUAAGGGACGGAGGGAGUAAUACCAAUUAAUUUCUCCAAAAUCACUUAAAAAAAUUAUUUGUAUAAACCAUAAGCAAUACCAAAUAGUCCUCAAGUCUUAAGUAUAUCCAUCAAACCAAAUACUACGUACUUCAAUAGUUCAAUCAAACAAAAUAAAAAACCAAAAUGUCAUUUUCAUGUGAGUCAUACUCCAAUAAGAUUUGUAUGCGUAUGUUCAUUAUUACGCCUAUACAGACUUGGACCAGAAGAUGUUCCACCUUCCUCUAGUUGUGCCUUACACGGCCAGCAAAGCAGCACACACUUGAGGUUUAAGCGGGUCCCACGCCAAACCCACAUUUUUUUUUUACUUCCCUUCAUGAUUUCAUGGAGUCAAUAUCUUAACCUGGUAAUUUCAACAUCUAAACCGUUCAUCAUGACAGUUAAAUAUCUUCAAUUUGACUUGUCCUUCUCCACAAGUAACGCAACUUAUUAAUAAUUCCAAGCACGCAACUCCAUCAAUGAACUCGAAACUGUUUCGUGCACGUUGCCAUUGGGCCGUCUCCCUCACGCGGCGCAGCCUGCGCGUGUGAAGAGCACAGGCGUUUUAGUUUGUGCUUCUCUGAGGUAAGAGGUAAAAGGCUGAUAGCAAUGUUUGAAACAUCAGCCACCACGUAGCAACAAAAUCCAAACUCCCUUCCACCACUCAUCAUCCUCCACGCGCCGCCUCCAUCCACCGUAGCAAUGGGUGCCACAGAACAUGAGGAAGAAAAAGAAGCAGAGAGGGGAGAUGGAGUCAGAGAUGUGGAGAAAGGGGAGAUGGGUUUUGAAGGAGAAGACCGGAGCAACACCCACCACCGCCCACCGCAGCAGCCGCCGCCGGCGACUCAAGAUUUCCACAUGGCAAGAAUGCAAAGGCUUAGUGCUACCAAUCCUCUCAGGCUUGUUAUGGACAAUGCCGUCAGAGUUGCCUCGCCUUCUCCUGCUUCACAGCCGCCACGGCGUUCUCAUGCUCAGCCGCCUCGCCCCUCUCCUCCUCCACUUUCUCAGCCGCCUUUCACAUCUCCGCCGCCACCGCCGCCUCACCCUUCAUCCACUUCUCCGCCUCCAUCUUCUCAGCCACGUUCCAUCCCAACCGUUACGGUUGCCCCCCUACAGCAACCUUCCUCGAUUACACUGAAUUCAAGAUCAUACACAAACAAGUUUUCAUUGAUUCUGUUUCUUGUGCAUCUGAUUGGGGCAAUUGGGCUAGUGGGGUUUCUUGUAUAUAAGGGAGUUCAAGGCCUAUUAGAAGCAGGGGAAGCCAAGAUAACGGAGGAAAGACUUUUAAAGUAUUUCCUUCCUCAAGUGGAAGCUGCAAGUUUUCUGAGCAUAACCCUUGCUGUCUUAUGGCAAAAGGGAUUCCGAAUGUGGCCUAAAUUCAUGGUCCAUUUCAUUCUUUGGAGCUCUUUUAUCCUCACAUUAACAGCCGGGAUCCUCCUUAUUUGUUGCCAAAGACCGUCCACGGAUGGAUUAGGCGUCCUUUUCAUCUUCUUUGCAAUUGGGAACGGGCUGUAUUCAUGUUGGGUCACACCAAGAACGGGCUAUUUCUGUAAAAUAAUGAUCAAGGCUCUCGACCCGGUUCCUAAAUUUGGAGACCUGAAUGAACCGACUUAUUGGAUGCUUGGAGCGGGGUUUGUUUGGAUGUCAUUUUGGGUUUUGGCCAUUGUAGGCGCCAUAAACUUCUACUUCCCCCCACUGGUCAUCAUUUUAAUGGUAUUGAGCAUGGCUUGGAUCACUGAGGUGAUGAGGAAUGUGGUGAACUUGGCGGUUAGUAGAGUGGUUUCCCUCUAUUACCUUAGGGGAAUGCAAUCGCGUACCAAGUUUUGUUUCCAAAGAGCUUUGUCUAACAAUCUCGGGAGCGCUUCCCUUGGUUCCGUGUUUGUACCUACUAUUGAGGCUCUUAGAGUCGUGGCACGUGGUUUGAAUUUGUUGGAGGGGGAAGAUGAGUUCAUGUUUUGUUGUGCUCGUUGUGGACUCAAACUCAUGGACUCCAUCUUCAAGCGUGGCAAUGGUUGGGCGUAUGUUCAGAUUGCUGCUUAUGGAAAGAGUUUUGUGAGAGCAUCGCAAGACACAUGGGAGCUGUUCCAGAGGCGGGAGAUGGAGCAGAUUGUGGAUUCUGACAUGACCAGUGCUAUUUGCUUCCUCACCGGAAUUUGCAGCGGCUCCAUCUGUGCUAUCGUGGUGGCUGCUUGGACGGCCGCCGUCUACCGCAACUUCACUGCCACCCUCUCCCUCUUGGCCGCCUACAUUGGGUACCUUUUGACAAGGAUUGCGAUGGCGGUGCCACAAGCUUGUGUGAGCUGUUACUACGUUUGCUAUGCCGAGAAUCCCGAGAGUCGGCUUUUUGACAAGACGAUCGAGGAUCGGAUAGCAAUGAUUAAACAAGGGCGAGACUUGGUGGCGCCUACCCCUAGGGUUCCUGGCCGCUUUGCAAGGCAGUUCAGAUAGCAUGCAAACAAUGUUGUUCUCAUCUCUUGCUCCUUUAACCCACCCAAUGUGUACAUAGCUUUGUUCAAUGGUGGGUGGGUGGGGAAGAUCAUCACAAUGAAACGUUAGAGCAAGGCAAAUAAUAAGCAUUGGAUUCUCUUCCUCCCCCUCAUUUUGUAUUUAGUAUCUGUGGAAUUACAAUAAUUGGUUAACCCUAUGUAUUUUGUUUUAGUUAGACUAGUUCUACUGUUAUUGGUGUGAUCAUUAUUGUUACUAUUUAUUCACACAUUGAUUCAUAUUCUUCUAUUUUUGGUAAUAGUAAUUAACCAGGUUCAGCUUAUGAAAGAUGUUCCGUUUUGGCGUUUUUGUAGACGUUUAACGGAGUGUGAAUAUUCUCUCCUACUUGUUUUUUUUUUGGCAAAAUUCUCUCCGACUUUUA